AUGGAGUCCUUGAAAAUAUUCGAUAAUUUCAAAUUUAGUGAAGUAAACGAAGACUGGAUUCAAUCCGUAUGGGAUGGAGAAUUUAUAAUUUAUAAUGAACCACCUGAUGAGUAUCUCACGUUUUUAGAGUGUGAAGACAUGAAAUUACUCUUAAACGAAUCUUGCAUUAUUGUGCGUGCUUUGUUAGCUGUAUUGGGUUAUAUAAUAAAGAAUGGUCAAAGCAAAGAAGCUGAUGAAGAGACAAGACAAUUAUGUUCAUAUGCAAGUAGUUUAUAUUUUGUGCUUUUGGCUAUUCCUGGUAGCAGUGCGUUCAACGUAUUUCAUCCUAAUUUAUAUCAACAAGCCAUAGAUACACUUAAAAUAGGCUCUGAGCAUUUACAGCCUCCUGUUAAGAAACGUAAUAAAUCAAUAAAUUUAGAUGAUCUAAAUAUCACUGAUGAAUUAGUAAAUGAAACUAUUAUUCUUUCACCUAAUGAAAAAGAAGUUCUUAUGCAAAAUUUGAAUAUUAUUGUUUGUAGCUUAAUUGUAAUGAUAAAAUCAUUCUGGUUUAAAGAUCAUGUACAAUCAUUAGAUAUUACAAUUCAUAGAUUAAUUGAAGUUACAAAGAUAGAGGAUGGUUACAUGACCAGUCAUUGUAAUAAACAAAUAGGUACUUUGAAUGUUUCUUUGCCUCAAAAUGCUUAUGCAGCUUUGAAAGAAUUAUGCAAUAAUAAACAUGGACCUGUUAAAAUAACUAUAACAUUCAUAGCAAAGUAUGUAUUACCACAUUUGAUAUAUAAUCAUAUGGAUGCACACGUAAAAAUUAUUGCAAACAUACGUGAACAUACUAUCAAUUUCUUAAAAGAUUUAUUGAAUGAAUAUGAAAAAGAAGCCAAAACUGCAAUUUUAAUAUUAAUACAACGCAUAAUGCUAUCAUGUCCAGACCGACUCGAAGCUAGACAAAAACAAGCUAAUGUGUUGCUAAAGCUUUUUGAAAUAUGCAACCAGAAUAUUGCACUAGAAGCCUUUAAGGAUUUAAUGUUAUUGUCAUGUCAUUCAAAAAUACCUUUUAGAUUAUUUGCUCAAGAAAUAAUUGGAAAAUUGUUACUUGAAUCUUUUUUAAUGAAUUGCAAUAUAAUGGAUAGCUUAAAAAUUAAAAUAAAAAGAGCAUUGUUUGCAAUUGUAUUGAAUAGAUGCAUGGAUUGUUCAAGUAUGGUAAGAGGAAAAGCCAUGGCUAUAAUCGCUGAGUUUACAGAAUCUGAUAAUAGAAAAGAUAAAGAAAUAUUUCUAACUAUAUUUAAAGAAUCAGAUGUAAAUAAACAGUUCUUCACAUUUCAUGAUAUAAAAGCUUCUCUAUUUGAAGAUAUUAACUUAUUACCAGGAUCAAAUAUAUUAAUAACUAUGCUCAGAGAUAGAGUAGAGGAUGAAAGAGCAAUGGUAAGACGAAGUACAUUGCAGAUUCUCAAAAAUUUGAUUUUAAUGUUUCCAUCUCUAAUACAUGAUAUUGUACCUGUAAUUAGUCUCAGAUGCAGAGAUUCAACAUUAAUAGUGCGUCGGUUUUCUGUACAAAUUCUAUCUCAACUUCUAAAACAAUUUCCAGACAAUUCUCAACUUCUACAUGAAUGGGUACAAACUGUUAUACCACAAAUAUUUGAUAUUGAAAUUAAAGUACAAGAAAAGGUGCUGGAUUACUUAGAAGAAUUAUUAUUAAACAAAAUACAACAUGUUUCUACAUAUACGGAUAAUAUUGCAAAUAAUUUACCAUGGAAAAUUUUAAAUUCUAUAACUAAUCUGAAAAUGAGAAAACAUUUAUCAAAAGCCUGUAGUAUAUGGGUUAAAAACAGUGUUAUCACCAGUUCUAUAAUAAAAAAUAUACAAUCUCAUAUUGGAACAAAUAAUAACAUAGAAGCUUGGAUCUUUUUGGUUGCAUUGGCUGAAAAUACCAAGUUACCAAAUAUGAAUAAAUACUUUUUAAAUUAUCAGGAGAUUUUUGCAGAAAAUAAUUUUUACACAAGUUUGGUUUUGCAAGUUUUAAGAUAUUCUUGGGAAUCUUUAGAUUAUAAAAUACUAGAACAUCUUCAUGUCUAUUUAUAUAAAUGCUUACAACAAUUUAAGAUUAAUUUUGGAUUAAUUAGCAUUUGUUUAGAUAUUAUACAUAAUAUAAUUCAUUAUUUAAAUCCUGAUAAAGAUAACUUGCUAGAAGCAAACAUGUUAGAUCUAAUAAAGAUUUCAGAGAUAGAAAUUGAAAAAAUUUUUAAAGGUGAAAACGAAGCUACAGAAGCAGCACCUAAUUAUUUAAAAGCCAUGUUUACAUUAGGACAUGCAACAAUUUUAUGUACUUACAAAAUUUCACCGUUGACAUUACGAAUUUUGCAAGGAAUGUUAUUGGAAUGGGAAGUACUGCCAGAAGUAAUAAAAGAAAUAGAAGAAUUGCAAGCUUCAGCUGUUGUUAUUCUUGGACAACAAGCAAUGAGAGAUCGUGAAAUUGCUAAAGAAGUAGUCAAAAUAUUUGGUAGAUUAAUGAAACAAGAAAUAAAUUUGAAUUCAAUUACUCAAAUUGCUGUAAAAAUAAAUGCUGCAAAAGCUUUAGCUGAUAUUUGUAUUAGAUUUACUGCUUUGGUUGAACCAUAUUUAUCAGAUAUGUGUGUAAGUAUGAAGGAUUCAACUCCACAAGUACGAGAGACUAUCUUGAUAAUAUUUAUCCAACUUCUUCUGGAAGAUUAUAUAAAAAUCAAGGGUCCUUUCUUUUUUCAUAUAUUAACAAUGUUGUCGGACUCGGAUGAUAUGAUACGUGAAUUAACAAUUUUUCUUAUAGAAGAACGACUUUUGACAAAGAAUAAAUCAUUAAUAUCACAACAAUUUCUACAGAGCAUAUAUCAUUAUAAUAAUUACCAAUCUCAACAUAAAGUUUAUCAUCAUAAAAUGUGUGAAAAAGAAAAGAAAGCUUUAACACUUCCUGGAAGAAGAAAUGAAAAUAAACGAAGAACAAUUUAUGAUUUCAUGUUGGAUCAUUUAGAUCCUCCAGGAAAAAUUAAAUUACUUGUAAAAGUAACUAGUCAAAUACUUGGUGGAACUUGUGUUGAUUUAAUCGACAUUAAAAAAGAAGAAGGAGCAUGUAUUUUAAAAGAUGCAUUGUAUAUAAUUAGUAACGAUCGCUUACGUCCAUCAUCUUUUAACAGACAAAGUGAUGAUGAUCAAGAGACCGAAGAAUGUACAGUUCAACCAAAUGGCUCAACUUCUAAUGCUAUUACUAUUAUUAUUGAAGGAAUUAAAAAACAUGGUUUAGAAAUUCUAUUACCUAUAUUAAUAAAACUUAGGAUAAAAUUAUCUAUCCUAAAAUCACCAUUAGAAAAUGUUGUAAAAAAAGUUCUGGUUAAAACAUAUUCUGAAUAUAACAAGGACCAACUACUAAAUAUAUUAAGCGAGUAUCCUAAACUGGAAAAAGAAGUGGAGCAGUUUAAAAAACAAAUGGAAGAUAUUAGAGUUGAUGAUGAGAAUUUUAUUGAAGAAGAAAACUCUACAUUAGAAAUUAAUAAUCAAAACGCGUCCAACAAAAAUUUAAAUCUAACAACGUGUAAUUUAUAUCCUAAAGUUGUAUUACAGCGACUUUCGAUUUCUCAGAUGUUAAAUUCUAGUAAUAUAUUAGUAAAUUCUCCUUCACCAAUCAGCGCUUUAGAUACAUCCAAUUCUCCAAUAUGUUCAAAUUCAACUUUAUAUUCACUUUUGCAACCUGGUCCUAGUAUAAGUACACCUACACGUUCUGAUCUUGAUUCUAAUAAUACUGUAAAUUAUGCUUCAAAAAUUAGAAGACUUUCUAGUCUUUUUCAAAGUGAAAAUGAAUUAUUUGACUGUGAAAUAAGAGAAAAAAGUAUUUCUCAGGUUCAAGAUGAUAGUGAGUCUGAUUAGGAUAAGUAAGAAAAAUUAUUUUUGUUUCUUUAUUUUUAUUUAUGUUGCAUUACGUAAAAAUGGAAAAAUUAUGCCUACCUCUUAAUUUUCGUUGAAUACGAAAUGACGUUUGUGAAAUAGUGUACGUUCGACUUUCCAAUUCUUUUUGUAUAUCUGAAAUAUGUAAAUUAUUAAUUUAUUGAUAUUGAGCACAACAUUUGGUAUUUUGUUCUUACCUUUAUUGGUGUAUGAUAAAAUAUUAUUAUGUAAAUCCUUUACAAUAGCUGUAUUGUCAGCAAUAAGUUGAAUUAAGUCUCGAACUUCUUCAACCUAUAUUAAUAUUAUUUGUAUGUCUAUUGAUAAUAUAAGGGUCUGUGAUAUUUAAAUGAUAACUUAAAUAUUCAUAUACAUUUAUAUAUACAUACUUGAUCUAAUACUUCCUUCAAUUUUUUAUUUUGGGAUAUUUGGAUGCGUACAUCUUGUAAAAAUCCUUUACCAAAUGUAGUGCAAUUAUUUUGGUACUAAAAAGAAAUAGUAGGAAACAUAUUAUAUCAAUUUUUUACCAGAGGACUAAUAAUAAAAGAUGAUAUGUAGAAAACCGAUGAAAAAUAUUAUAGUAACUUUUAUUAUUUAUGUAAUUAAUAAUAUAUUAUUACACUGUUCCAAAUUCUAAUGUCUAAAUUGUAAUGUAUAAUAUAACUGUUAAAAAAAUUUAUAGAAUGAUAAAACACUAACGGCACGUAACUCCGGCAUUCGAUCGCGGACCAUGAUAGUAUUGCUUGAGAAUCAGCGUGUAACUGAUAAUUGCGUGAAUUAAACACAUAAAAUAUGUUUUUUGUUAUCUCUCUUAUCAGUGCAGUAGAGAUAAUGGAUAAAAUCCAUUAUGCCGUUGACAUUAAUAUUUGUAAUUGAUCGUGUGCAAUUUACAAAAAAAAAAAAAAUAUGUAUAUGUAUGAUAUGAUUCGAUUCGCUUCACAGCUACACUGUAUUACUUAGAAGAUGUUUUGCAUCUGAAAUGAAAUAGGAAAUAGGCACUUAGCAUCUGGAUUACAAGGACAGCAUUGACAUGGAUUGUAAACCUUUGACUUGUUCUUUUAUAGAUUUUUUUUGUAUGUUAUAAUAAUACUAAUCCUUUUUUUCUUCUAAAACUGCAGUGCUUUCUUUUUUUAUAUAAAAAAUUUUGUUUAUAUCAAAAAGAAAUUAUUACUUAGUAAUUUCUAAUUAAAAGUUAUUAAAAAUAUAUUUCGAAUAAACUUUUUAUAUUUAUAUACAAU
This is a messenger RNA of Heterotrigona itama, 5138 nucleotides long. The record is from the annotation of a GenBank genome assembly. NCBI's taxonomy places the organism in Eukaryota, Metazoa, Arthropoda, Insecta, Hymenoptera, Apidae.